Messenger RNA from Hyaloscypha bicolor E, 1846 nucleotides. RefSeq lists its product as uncharacterized. Lineage: Eukaryota; Fungi; Ascomycota; Leotiomycetes; Helotiales; Hyaloscyphaceae. The transcript is spliced from 4 exons. The record is from RefSeq and is a predicted model, not a curated record. Bases 64 to 1611 code for a protein of 515 amino acids.
CCCUCCUCGCCUCUGGAAUCCAGAACUUUCGAGUUCGUUACGAUCACCAGUCAGCCAUCAGCAAUGACGACCAAUAGAACUUCCAAGCAAGUACGGACUCAAGCAAUGCGUGAUUAUCUCCGCAAACAAACCAAAGAGGCGAUUACAGGUGUCCCCGAAAUUUUGCCACCACCCGUGACUCUUGAAGAGCCUUCCCAGUAUAAGGGGAGGUUCAAGUUAAACAGUUGGACGCACAAGGCUAAGACGAAAUCGUUGAAUACUCGCAAAGCAAGGCCAGGAGAUGUAGAAGAUGGGGUAGUGAGCCAGGAAAUCGUUCUACAGAGAGGAAAUGGAGGGGUCGAGGAUCGAGAAUGGCAAGCGGUGAAUGCGGGGCGAUUGCCUAAUUCAGUAUUUUCUAUCAAUGGCCUUUUGGAUCCUUUUGAGACCCUUGCCAUACAGCUGGGACCAGACAGUGAAAAUCUACUCGUUCAUUAUUUGACUACAUACAACAUGAACUCCGUCGCAGUCAACCCAGAAGGAGAUUUCUUCUCCUACGUCAAAAUCGACCCUGCCUUAUUCCACUCCAUUCUCUACAUGGUCGCACUGCAUUAUGAUCUCAGAAAUGGAGUUCAAGACUCUGCUGUAUGCCUCUACCAUGGCGGUGAAGCAUUCAGGAUGGUAAACGAACGAUUAGCGGAUGUAAAUGGUGUAUUCAGUGACCAGACCAUUGGUGCAGUUGCGAUGCUUGUCAACAAAGAGAAUCUAAAUGGCCGAUAUGAGCUUUCGCAAAUUCAUAUGAAAGGACUUGAAAUGAUGAUCUGGAUGCGCGGAGGCAUCCAAUCCCUCAAAGGCGUCUUCCGGCGAAUCGUAACCUGGUGCGACUUCUGCUACUCCACAGUCUGGGACGCUGCACCCCUCUUCCCCCGUAUCCCGCCCGCCUCACCGCCUACUACGCUGUCCCUCCUCCUUCCCAUCCACUCUCCCAGUUGCCACAACCAAGACCAACUGAACCCCAAAAUCAUCUUCGGUCCAUCCUCGCGAGUCAUCUCAAUAAUCACCACCCUCCGCACCCUAUCCUCUUCCCUCGACCCAGCCAAUAUGUCGACUCUCAAUCGUCUGGAAGUAAGCAAGCAAAUCUACAACCUAGAAUACGACAUCUUACUUCUCAACACCUCGCUAGAUCUCCCGAAAGAAAUAUAUGCGUUAAAGAUUGCAGCCCAGUUAUAUCUCUGGCUUGUAAUCCGCGAGAUACCUCCCUCGUCGCAAAUUCUCAUUACCGUUGCUCAAAGGUUGCAGAACUCGCUUGGGCAAGAGGUGAUGGAAUGGUGGCUCGGGAGUUGGGAGAGAAGGGCGUGGCUUCUUUGGAUAUUCUUCAUUGGUGCGGUGGUUAGUAAUGGAAGGGCAGAGAGGCUUUGGUUUAUCCAAGAGCUGGGGAAGCUGUGUAGGCUUGCAGGAGUAUGUGAGAUUGAAGGGAGUGGUGGGUUGAGGGAAUGUCUUGGCAGGGUGGUGCUGCAGGAUAUUUUCUUCGAAUUCCACUUGAGGGCUGUUUGGGAGGAUAUCAUUCUACCUUGGGAAGUGGACGGGCAGCUCAACGCGGGGGCUUUUGUAGGGAAUUUUGAGGAUGAGAUGUGAAAUUAGGAAGUUCAAUCGAGAGUGUUAAAUGAUUGGAGGGGUUCGACGCCAAACUUUACAUGCUUUGUCCUUUGUAUUCUCACGAUACCCUACUGUCCCUUUUCUCUCGCCUCGUUUUUGCAUUUACAACGACUCACUUGUGCUUCAGCUAGCUUUAUUGCCCCCUGUUCUUGCCCCUUAUUUUGGCCCCUUUUCCUGCUCCGCAUUCUCGAACUAUUUUUGAACCCCGAGGGCU